Condylura cristata (star-nosed mole) is the source of this 390-nucleotide messenger RNA. It is a transcript of the gene FAM177B, whose product is annotated as family with sequence similarity 177, member B. The coding region runs from base 1 to 390 and encodes 129 amino acids. The transcript is spliced from 4 exons. The record is from RefSeq and is a predicted model, not a curated record. Lineage: Eukaryota; Metazoa; Chordata; Mammalia; Eulipotyphla; Talpidae.
AUGAGUGGACCUUAUAAAAGGACUACUCCCAAAAGAAUCAUCCAUUUUGCUGAUGGAGAUAUCAUGGAAGAAUAUAGUACAGAGGAAGAGGAAGAAAACCAAGAGGUAAUGAAUUUAACACUUAACCCUUCCAGUCUUUCAUGGGGACCCUACCUAUGGUUUUGGGCAAGGCGAAUAGCAAGCAUCUCAUUUGCAAUAUGUGACUUCCUUGGUGAAAGAUUUGCUAUCUUUUUUGGUCUUAACCAACCCAAGUAUCAGUAUAUGCUGAACCAGUACUACAGAACACAGAAUGAGGAAAGUGAUGAGGAAGGAGAAGGGAAUGGAUCAAGGCCCCAGCCAGCCAGGGCCCCUAUUGAGAAGAGUCUUCUGGAGGUUGGAGGCCUCCAGUAA